AUGGCUCACUGGCGAAUAGUCGGUGCGUUACAUUCUGGGAACUCGGAAGGCGCCGGCUCAGCUCUAUGCGGUGGGAAAUAUCUUGAUAAUCGUCGCAACUUCGUGAUAUUCUUUCUUUACACUGUUCUAUUUGAUGCCAGUAUUCUCGUUUUCACUAUUAUUGCGCUACACAUCAAGGCGGAUGCGGCCGGCACACGUUUAUGGGUGAAGGUUUUUAAGCAUCCAAUCUGGUACCUGCUUGCUACGAUGAUGGCCAACAUCCCCACAGUAGUAUUUGCCUGGCUGGACCUUAACCCUGCAUACAAGGCUCUCUCGGCUUUAGGCAACGUCGCGGUUUCAGCGGCGUCUACGAAUCUUCUGUUCCGCACUCUGGCGCUGUGGGAGCGUAGCCAACUUGUGCGGAUAUUCUUGAUUUUCGUGAGCGCUUCUCAGUGGCUGAUCGGACUGUCAAUGGGUCCUCUAAGUGUCAGUCAAUCCCCGCCUGUCCAAGACACCGUGUGUGGCCACAUAUACCCGAAUGCACAUCAUGAGUUGAUAGUUUUCUUCUUUUGCACUGUUUUCUGCGAUAUCAACAUUCUUGCGUUUACUGUUGUCGGACUAGGACGCAAGGCUGAUGCGGCUGGGACGCGGCUAUGGAGUCGAGUGUAUAGGCAUGGCUUCUGGUAUUUGUUUGGGACUCUGAUGGCGAACGUGCCGGUGGUGGAGAAGAUUUUAGCCGGACUAAAUGUGAAUCCUGUCAUGUCCGUAUUCUUUGUCGCACCUGCUAGGGUUUUCAGCGUGAUUACUUCGUCUGCGGCUGUCGUAUCAUUGUUGGAGUUGGAGGGCAGUACUGAAAGUCAUAGUUCGAACGGCAGUGAAACAAGUGGACUACGCGAGGCUGAAGACGGUGCAUACGAUGCUGAGAAAGCGAAAUUUUCUACGCACAUAGAUCUGUCGUCGUGGGUAACCUCCUUCCUCGUUAUUCUUUCUCUCAUGCGCCUCGUAGAUCUCUCUGCGGUGGCGCCCGCUUUCUUGCUAUUCACCACAUUCGGUAACGUCGCCGUAUCGACAUCUUCCACGAACUUUCUCAUUCGCGCCCUACUCCUUUGGAAGCGCAAUCGGGCCAUACAAGCUAUUCUCCUUCUAUCGAGCAGUACUCAAUGGAUUAUCGGCCUCACGUUCGGUCCAAUAAGCAAUAACGAGAUACACGCCCCUGGGCUGGCGCUUUGCGGUGGAUCAUACCCUGAUGACCGCCGCAAUCUAUUAGUAUUCUUCCUUUAUACUAUGUGUUUCGACAUUGGUAUUCUCAUCUUCACUGUCGCUGGGCUGUAUUCUCGAGCCGACGCCGCUGGGACGCGCCUAUGGGCUUUGAUAUACAGACACAAUGUCUUAUAUCUCAUCACUACAUUGAUGGUCAAUGUACCCACCCUGGUUUUCGCCUGGCUGAAUUUAAACCCCGUGAUGACGAUGCUGUUCGCUGUUCCAGCCGCAGUUGUUAGCGUCAUGGUAUCUUCUGCAGCAGUUGUAUCUCUAAUAGAGAUCAAGGGCGACAAUGAAACAGACGCUACGGGGGAUGUGUGUGAUCUGCGCGCCAUCGAGAGUUCUACUUGCGGAGAGAUUCAGCUCACGACACACAUCAAAAUUCCCUCGCUCUCGCUCGGGAGCCCUCAAGAUCUUAGCAGAAAUUCUUCAAACACAGCCGGACUUUUGGCCUUCCAAUCCUUAGAAGCGUUAGACUCGAUCGACGUCGUCAAUUCCACAUCCUAUUCUGCUAACUCCACAUUUAUCGCUGCUGCCGCCGGGUCGUCAUAA
This is a messenger RNA of Fibroporia radiculosa, 1791 nucleotides long. RefSeq lists its product as uncharacterized. NCBI's taxonomy places the organism in Eukaryota, Fungi, Basidiomycota, Agaricomycetes, Polyporales, Fibroporiaceae. Bases 1 to 1791 code for a protein of 596 amino acids. The record is from RefSeq and is a predicted model, not a curated record. The transcript is spliced from 24 exons.